Molecule: messenger RNA, 6548 nt
Organism: Melospiza georgiana
Lineage: Eukaryota; Metazoa; Chordata; Aves; Passeriformes; Passerellidae
Gene: RASGRF2
Product: Ras protein specific guanine nucleotide releasing factor 2
Exons: 27
Coding region: 81-3824 (1247 amino acids)
Biological process (GO): positive regulation of GTPase activity; Ras protein signal transduction
Cellular component (GO): plasma membrane
Molecular function (GO): protein binding; guanyl-nucleotide exchange factor activity
Source: RefSeq, a predicted model, not a curated record
CCGUCGGUGCGUGCCGGAGCCCAUGAAUUGCUCCGAGAGCGCCCGGCGAGGCUGCGCCGCGGCCGCGGGCUCCGGGCACCAUGCAGAAGAGCGUGCGGUACAACGAGGGGCACGCCCUGUACCUGGCGCUGCUGGCCCGCAAGGAGGGCACCAAGCGCGGCUACCUCAGCAAGAAGACGGCGGAGACCAACCGCUGGCACGAGAAGUGGUUCGCCCUCUACCAAAACGUGCUCUUCUACUUCGAGGGCGAGCAGAGCGCCCGCCCCGCCGGCAUGUACAUGCUGGAGGGCUGCAACUGCGAGCGGGUGCCCGCUCCCAAGGGAUGCGCCGCGGGCAGCGCCAAGGAUGCCGCGCUGGACAAGCAGCAUUAUUUUACUGUUCUCUUUGGCCAUGAGGGGCAGAAGCCACUGGAGCUGCGUUGUGAGGAUGAGGUUGAUGGAGAUGAGUGGGUAGAAGCUAUUCACCAAGCAAGCUACUCGGACAUCCUGAUCGAGCGGGAGGUGCUGAUGCAGAAGUACAUCCACCUGGUGCAGAUCGUGGAGACCGAGAAGGUGGCGGCCAACCAGCUCCGGCACCAGCUGGAGGACCAGGACACGGAGAUCGAGAGGCUCAAGUCAGAGAUUGUAGCACUGAAUAAAACAAAGGAAAAAAUGCGACCUUAUCAAGGCAACCAGGAAGAUGAAGAUCCAGAUAUUAAAAAAAUUAAGAAGGUUCAGAGCUUUAUGCGGGGCUGGCUGUGCAGAAGAAAAUGGAAAACCAUUGUCCAAGACUAUAUUUGUUCUCCUCAUGCAGAGAGCAUGAGGAAGAGGAACCAGAUAGUUUUCAACAUGGUGGAGGCUGAGUCUGAGUACGUGCACCAGCUUUAUGUCCUGGUGAACUGCUUCCUGCGGCCCCUGAGGAUGGCAGCGAGCUCCAAGAAGCCGCCCAUCAGCCACGACGAUGUCAGCAGCAUUUUCCUCAACAGUGAAACAAUCAUGUUUCUUCAUGAGAUAUUUCACCAGGGCUUAAAAGCAAGAAUAGCUAACUGGCCUACCUUAAUUCUAGCUGACUUAUUUGACAUUCUGCUGCCAAUGCUGAACAUUUAUCAAGAAUUUGUUCGGAAUCAUCAAUAUAGCCUACAAGUGCUGGCAAACUGUAAGCAAAACAGAGAUUUUGACAAACUCUUGAAGCAAUAUGAAGCCAACCCAGCAUGUGAGGGCAGAAUGCUGGAAACUUUCCUUACCUACCCCAUGUUUCAGAUUCCCAGAUAUAUUAUAACACUUCAUGAACUUUUGGCUCACACACCACAUGAACACGUUGAGAGAAAAAGCCUUGAAUUUGCUAAAUCUAAACUAGAGGAACUUUCAAGAGUGAUGCACGACGAGGUGAGUGACACAGAGAACAUCCGGAAGAACCUGGCCAUAGAGAGGACCAUAGUGGAGGGCUGUGACAUAUUGCUAGAUACCAGCCAAACCUUUAUACGCCAAGGUUCCCUUAUCCAGGUCCCCUCAGUUGAGAGGGGAAAGCUGAGUAAAGUUCGCCUGGGCUCAUUGUCUUUGAAGAAAGAAGGAGAAAGACAAUGCUUCUUGUUUACAAAACACUUCUUAAUUUGUACAAGAAGUUCAGGAGGAAAACUGCAUCUUCUUAAGACAGGAGGUGUUCUGUCUCUGAUAGAAUGCACUCUGGUCGAGGAGACAGAAGCGAGUGAUGAUGAUUGUAAGUUAAAUUCAGCUGUCAGUACAAAAGGCUCUGGGCAAGUGUUUGGACACUUGGAUUUCAAGCUGAUAGUGGAGCCCACGGAUGCUCCUCCUUUCACUGUUGUCCUUUUGGCCCCAUCACGGCAGGAGAAAGCUGCGUGGACAAGUGACAUCAGCCAGUGCAUUGAUAAUAUAAGGUGCAAUGGAUUAAUGACAAUAGUGUUUGAAGAAAACUCCAAAGUCACAGUGCCACAUAUGAUCAAAUCCGACGCCCGUCUUCACAGAGAUGACAUUGAUAUUUGCUUCAGCAAGACGCUGAAUUCCUGCAAAGUGCCCCAGAUCCGCUAUGCGAGCGUGGAGCGCCUCCUGGAGCGGCUGACGGACCUGCGGUUCCUGAGCAUCGACUUCCUCAACACCUUCCUGCACACCUACCGCAUCUUCACCACCGCCGCCGUGGUCCUGGAGAAGCUCUCUGACAUCUACAGGCGCCCCUUCACCUCCAUUCCUGUCAGGUCCUUGGAGCUGUUCUUUGCCACCAGUCAAAACAACAGAGGGGAGUACCUGGCUGACGGGAAGUCGCCACACCUCUGCCGCAAGUUUUCCUCUCCUCCUCCCCUGUCCCUCUCCAGGACCUCCUCGCCCGCCAGGACGCGCAAGCUCUCCUUGACCUCCCCGCUGAACUCCAGGAUCGGCGCCCUGGACCUCUCGGCCUCGUCUGUGGCCAGCAGCCCUACCUCGAGCUACAGCCCGGCCACGUCGCCGCCGCCCACGGGCAGCAAGGCGCCGCUGGACCUGAGCCGGGGGCUGUCGUCCCCUGAGCAGAGCCCGGGCUCGGCCGAGGACAGCCUGGAGAACCCGCGCCUGGACCUCUGCAACAAGCUGAGGAGGAGCAUCCGCAGAGCAGCAGUUCUGGAAACUGUGUCAGUGGACAGGACCAUUCCUGAGAGCGCCUCAGUGGUGGACACUGCAGAGCUGUCCCCGUGCAGGUCCCCUUCGACGCCGCGUCACCUGCGCUACCGGCAGCCGGGAGUGCAGACUGCUGACAACAGCCACUGCUCGGUGUCUCCUGCUUCUGCUUUUGCCAUUGCCACAGCAGCAGCCGGGCACGGGAGCCCACCAGGGUUCAACAACUCGGAGCGCACGUGCGACAAGGAGUUCAUCAUCCGCAGGGCCGCCACCAACCGCGUCCUCAACGUGCUGCGCCACUGGGUCUCCAAACACUCACAGGAUUUUGAGCUGAACAACGAGCUGAAAAUGAAUGUGUUAAAUUUGUUGGAGGAAGUUUUGAGAGACCCUGACCUUCUGCCACAAGAAAGGAAAGCCACUGCAAACAUACUGAGGACUCUUUCUCAGGAUGAUCAAGAUGAUAACCAUUUGAAAAUAGAGGAUAUCAUUCAGAUGGCAGACUGCCCCAAGCCCGAGUGCUUCGAGACGCUGUCGGCCAUGGAGCUGGCGGAGCAGAUCACCCUGCUGGACCACGUCGUGUUCCGCAGCAUCCCCUACGAAGAGUUCCUUGGGCAGGGCUGGAUGAAAAUGGAUAAAAAUGAGAGAACACCCUAUAUUAUGAAAACUAGUCAACAUUUUAAUGAUAUGAGCAACCUGGUGGCCUCUCAGAUCAUGAGCUACGCGGACGUGCCCUCGCGGGCCAGCGCCAUCGAGAAGUGGGUGGCGGUGGCCGACAUCUGCCGCUGCCUGCACAACUACAACGGCGUGCUGGAGAUCACCUCGGCCCUCAACAGGAGUGCCAUCUACAGGCUCAAGAAAACCUGGGCAAAGGUGUCCAAACAGACAAAAGCACUCAUGGACAAGCUUCAGAAGACUGUGUCAUCUGAGGGAAGAUUUAAAAACCUGAGAGAAAUGCUCAAAAACUGUAACCCACCUGCUGUUCCCUACCUUGGGAUGUACCUGACUGACCUGGCAUUUAUUGAGGAAGGAACACCCAACUUCACUGAAGAAGGCCUUGUCAAUUUCUCCAAAAUGAGAAUGAUCUCGCACAUCAUCAGGGAAAUCCGCCAGUUCCAGCAGACCUCCUACCGCAUCGAGCACCAGCAGAAGGUCACUCACUACCUGCUGGACAAGACCCUCAUCAUGGACGAGGACACCCUGUACGAGCUGUCCCUGAAGAUCGAGCCGCGGCUCCCGGCCUGAGCCCUGCCCAGCCCUGCACACAGCUCUGGGGGGGAUCCGCGCCUGCCACCGCCCAAACACAGCCAGGGACGCUCCCACCAGAGCGCCAGCUCUCCUUCCAAUAAGAGUCUCACAGCCUUUCCCUCUCAGGCAACACAACCCCUGUGUUGGAGGUGAAAGCCAAAGACCCUUCCUACCCGGCUUAAGCGAUUUCUGCUUUGCAAAGAUCAUGUGUGGCACUAGGGACCAUGAUUUCCUGGAAAGCAGGAGACUUUCCUGUGAACAGGCACUCACUGCAGCCGUCUCAUGUGGCAAAUCAAGGGUACAGAUUUAAAUGGUGGUAAUGGACUCAGGUGUGUUAGGAUAAAUAAGCAAAGUGAGGUGGCUGGGUUGAUGGCUAACUAUGUGUUCACUGAGGCAGUAAUGGCUGUGGUGUUCUCAUCGUGUUAAUUUCAUUGAAAAUGCAGGAUUUUAGCACUCAUCUACUGCUUUGGAGUGAUAUUAAGACAGCAUCUAGUAACUUCAGAUCUGCAGUUGUUCAAAACACCUGCUGUACAUUUCAUGCUACUCAUUGCAAAACAUUUUCUUCUUUAAAUGUCUCAUCAGCCUUUUCUAAGGUGACUGAUUGUAUCUAUAAAAAGUAUUUGUAAAUAUGUUUUCCAUCAGUGAGAGUAUUUGCAGCAUGGGAAGCAAAUGGACUGGUGGAAUAGUUGUAAAUAGUUGCCAGCUGGGAGGGUGAGGGACCCAGAGGAGUGGUGCAGGGGAUGGGGAGCACACAGCUCUGGAAGAGGCACUUUAUUUUCCUGCACCUCCUGCAGCUUCCCUGACAAGUCAGGCUACAGGGCACAUUCUGGACACACUGUGCAGAGAAAUACUUGUCUGUCUGGCAGCAGGUGGUGAUCAGCAGUGAACACUUGGAGCUGCAGUGGCAGUUUUGUUUUACGUGGAAUCAGUGGUGUGAAAGAUGUCCUUUUUUUGGGGUCGUUUUUGAGGGUUUUUUUGGUUUUUUUUUGGUUUUUUUUCGUUCAGCCAUUUGGCGAUGACUUAGCUGUAAAACUGAACGUGUCAGUGGCAAACAUUGAACGCCAGCAAACACAAAGUAUGUAUUUUUAUCUGAGCUGGUAAUUAUCACUUGCUUUUGUUUGAGAAAAUGUGCUAUUUGUAAAUGUUUUCAGAGCCUAUGCUUUUGUGACAUACCAGGUGGACAGAUGUCAUUUCUACAGUAGUUGUUGUACUUCUUGUAUUUUCCUCAUCAAGAGUGGCCUGUUGUAUCUGCAUGGGAAGUGAGCUCAAAUGCUGUACAGGGCAUCAUAGUAUAAAACACAGGUGUUAGCACUGUCGAAAACAAAAAUUGGCUGGAAAAGUGUCCUUACUUUUCCAAUGAUACUCAGCCAGUUGAAGAAAUAGGGCUAUAUCACCGUAUACCUCCCUUAAAUCCUCUCAGGGAGACAGAUGUUUAAAACAGAUUGUGACUUAGGCCUAUUUGAUCUGACAUCUCUUACACAGUCGUGAUGCUUCUUAACGCUGGCGAUGAACAAUGGACCUGCCUGGCUUGUGGUUGUUGUCUUUAUUUGCACUUUAAUUACAUUGCUGGCCCAGCCCAGAGCUGCACAACGAGUUCCAUUUGUUCUGUCUGAGUGUGAGCGGCCAGCAUCUACAAAUGUACCUUAGCAACUGUAAAUUUCAUUAAGGUCCUUCUCCACAAGGACCAUCUCCUUGUAAAUAACUGCAUGGGGAGGUGUCGAAGGGACUGGAAAAUUCCUCCAUUAGAAAAGCAGACAGCAGGAGAGAAGGACAUGCUAGGAACACUUUAAAUAGUUCUGGCUGAUGGUUACUGUAGAAAUGUUACUUAUAGAAGCUUUUUGUUGUUAAAAAAUGUGUUUGUUUCUUCUGACUAAUGAUCGACAAGAAGCUGAUUGCAUCCCAAUGCAUGAUAUGAGGAGAAAAAAAAACGAGCAUGGUUUAUUUGGACCACAAAACCAACUGACUGUGGAUUCUCUGUGCAAAAGCAGUUACCAUUCAGCAGUUCGAUGAAACACUUUGAAGUAAUGGAGCAGCAGGGAAAACGUGGUCCAAAAAGUGAUUUCUUAAUGUUGUUUCUGUUGUUUCUCUGUUAACAAGGAAAACGUGUAACAGCGGUCAGUGUGAAUGGGCAUCUCUGUUGUACGCUGUGAAGUGCUGCUUUAUCUGCCUGUACCCGGUUUUACCAAAUCUCGAUGUUCUUAGGGUUACAGGGUCCGAAUGCUCGUCGUGCUCGUGUCCGAGUUCUUGCUGUGUGCUUCUCACGCUGCUCCGUGCAUCAGCGCUGGCUCGCAGGGCUGUGCUGGAAAUCGCUGCAAGCCGCUCGUUCAGCCCCUCGGGGAAAGCACGUCCCGCUCCUAUGCCAAAGGUUGCCUCUUGCCCCGGUGGCCGGUUUGGGUCAGAAUCGGGAGAGUUGGAUGCUUGAUCUGUGUUCGUAGCAGCAGCAGCAGAAUUGUUUAAAAAUUGUCGUGGUUACGGUAAUGUUUGACUUGCUGAUGGCUUCACGUCGAUGUUUUCGCUUGGGGAUACAAUGCUUUUGUUAAAGCACAGGGAGAAGCGAGGAUGCGCCUCGUCGCCCACGGCCCCUGCCGGGGCUGCAGCGGUGAGCGCGGCUGGAAGCGGCUGGAAACAGCUGGAAACAGCUGGAAGCAGCUGCUCUGCAGCCCCCGCGGCCGGGCCUGGGCUCGGCGCUGCCCCCGGAGCGGCCCGAGUGCCUCAGCCGCG